GAGAGAGACAGAGAGGAAGGUCUUCCUUUUGCCAUUGGUUCACCCUCCAAUGGCCACCACGGCUGGCGCGCUGCAGCCGGCGCACCGCGCUGAUCCGAAGGCAGGAGCCAGGUGCUUCUCCUGGUCUCCCAUGGGGUGCAGGGCCCAAGCACCUGGGCCAUCCUCCACUGCCUUCCCGGGCCACAGCAGAGAGCUGGCCUGGAAGAGGGGCAACCAGGACAGAAUCCGGCGCCCCGACCGGGACUAGAACCCGGUGUGCCGGCGCCGCAAGGUGGAGGAUUAGCCUAGUGAGCCGCGGCGCCGGCCUAUGGUUUCUUUUUGACCAGUGAAUUAUUUUAAUGCGUAUAUAAAUUUCCAAAUAGAAAUUUUUCUCAUUUUGCUCUAUUGAUUUUUUCAUUUUAUUGCAGUGUGUUUAGAAUGUAUACUCUGAUUUUAGAUCUUUGCAACAAGUUGAGACUUGUUUUAUAUCUAGCAUAGAAAUGGUUUUUAUAAUUUUUCCACUUAUAUGUGAAAAAAUAUGUAUUCUACAGUCAUUAAGUACAUGAUUCCCUGUAUUUCAGUUGGGUGAUUGACAGGUAUUAAAAGUGAGAAUUAAAAAACUCUUACUAUAAUUCUUUUUUGAUUUGAUUCUCAUUCAGUUGCUGAAGGAUAUGUCCUAAAUUUCCCAUUAUAAUGGUGGAUUCUUCUGUUGCUUUACUUAGUUUUAUCCAUUUUUGUGUUUCUACUUUGAAGCUGUGUUGUUACUUGCAUACAACUUUAAGAAUUAUGUAUUGAGUUCAACGUUUUGUGAUAAAGAAAUACUCUCAUCUCUACAGAUUUUUUCUUUACAUUUAAUUUUGCUUGAUAACAACAUAGCUGUAUUUCAUCCCUUUUGAUUAAUGUUUGCCAAAUGUAUGUUUUCCAUACUUUUACUUUUAACCUUUUAAAGAAAAUGACUUGUUCGUUUGUUUGAGAGGCAGAGAGACAGAAAGAUCUGCCAUUUCCUGGUUCACUCCCUAAAUGGCUAGAACAACCUGGGGCUGGGCCAGGCUGAAUUCAGGAGCCUAGAACGCUGUCUAGGUCUCCCACUUGGAUGACAGGGGCUCAGGCACUUGAGCCAUCAUCAUCUGCCAACUCCGACAAUGCAGUCUCAGGAAGUUGGAAUGGAAGUGGAUGCCAGCCUUAAAACUGGCAGUCUGACAUGGGAUGUGGGCAUCCCAAGCAGAGACUUAACCACUCUACCCUCUAACUCUUAAUAGUUUUAACAUGGUAUUUUUCUUUUUUAAUUAAAAAAUUAUUUUAAUUUGUGUUGUUUGAGAUUAUUAGUCGAAAUUAUGUAAUCUACCAUGUAAUUUGAUAUUUUAACAUUAUGCUUAUAAAAAUGGAAAAUAACCUUAGCAAGAUAAUGUUCUUAAGUGACGCUUGGUUUUUCUUAAUACAUUAAACCUCUUAUCACAGUUUUAAAAUAUCAUGCAAGGUGUAUCAUUAAAAUUUAUUGACUGACCCUGCUAAUACUCCGGAAGGCAGUAGAAGAUGGCCCAAAUACUCUAUCAUUCACGGGGCUGGCACUGUGGCGAAGUGGGUUAACGCCCUGGCCUGAAGCGCCGGGUGCCGGUUCGAGUCCCGGCUGCUGUACUUCUGAUCCAGCUCUCUGCUAUGGCUUGGGAAAGCAGUAGAAGAUGGCCCAAGUCCUUGGGCCCCUGCACCCAUGUGGGAGAAUUGGAAGAAGCUCCUGGCUCCUGGUUUCAGAUCGGCACAGCUCCGGCCAUUGUAGCCAAUUGGGGAGUGAACCAGCGGAUGGAAGACCUCUCUCUCUCUCACUCUCUCUCUCUCUCUCUCUCUCUCUCUCUCUCUGCCUCUCCUCUGUGUAACUGACUUUCGAGUAAAUAAAUAAAUCUUUUAAAAAAAAAGAAUCGAUGUAGAAUGGAUUUAUUCCAUAAUGGAUUUAUAGUCUGGUGUGGCAUGAGGCCCUGGUUUCUGUACCAUUAAGGCAGAAUGUCAUUAAGUGGCAGUUACAAGUAAGAGUGCGUUGACUUAUAAAAUACUGGGGUGUACUUAGAAUACUUGAACAGGAACACCAAAAAAGUCAAAUUAUACAAACUAUCUUUUAUGACAGAAUAUUGUAAGGUUUGAUAAACAUAAGUAUGAUUGUCUUGUCAUGCAAGACAAUUGAAACUACUUUGGAGAAGUAUGCUACUCUGGGGCUGGCAUUGUGGUAUAGCAAGUAAAACUGCCGCCUGUGACACUGGUAUCCCAUAUGGGCUCCGGUUCGUGUCCUGGCUGCUCCAUUUCUGAUCCAGCUCUCUGCUAAUGGCCUGGGAGAAGCAGCAGAGGCUAGCCCAAAUAUUUGGGCCCCUGCUGUGGCUCCUGGCUUUGGCCUGGUCCAGUCGUGGCUGUUAUCACAUCUGGGGAGUGAACCAGUGGAUGAAAGAUCUCUCUGUGUCUCUCCCUCUCUUUGUGAUUUAGUGUAUCAAAACACACUUUGCAUGGCCAGUCUUGUGAUGUAGCAGGUUAUGCCGCUGCCUGAGAUGGAUGCCAGUUCAUGUCCUGGCUGCUCCACUUCUAGUCCAGCUCCUUGCUAAUGGCCUGGGAAAGCAGUGGAAGUGCCUGGACCCCUGCCACCAUGUGGGAGACCUUGAAGAAUCUUCAGGCUCCUGGCAUCAAUGUGGCACAGCCCUGGGAGUUGUGGCCAUCUGGGGAGUGAACCACCGAAUGAAAGAUCUCUCUCCCUCUGUCUCUCACUCUUUCUCUGUCUCUCCCUUUGUGUAACUCUGCCUUUCAAAUAAAUAAAAUAAAUCUUAAAAAGCACACACACACUUUCUUAAAUAGCAUAAUAUACAUAGCUAGAAUCUGUGUGCUAAUAGGCUGUGGAAUGACCAGCUCAUAAUUAAAUAUUCCAUUAUAGUAGGAAUACUCAAAAUUACUUAAAGCUUUCUACUAUUAUAAAUACAUAGAUUUUCUCCCUUAUUUCCAUUCAUUUCAUUCAUUCAUUCAACAAACGUUUGUUAUAUACAUGGUAUGUGCAGGUGGUAUAUAUGUGUGUGCUUUAUUGUGGGAGACAGAAAGAUAAGAUAAAGACUAUACUGGCUCUUCAGAUUCAAGUCUAGCACUGCACUGUUCAAUAGAGAUAUAAGCAAGUCAUGUGUGAUUUUAAAUUUUCUAUAAACCAUAUUAAAAAGUAAAAAGCAGAGUGAGUAUACAGUGGUGAAGAUGUCACAUAGGGUGCCUGUGUCACAUACCUCAGUGGCUGGAUUCAUGUCCUGGCUUCCAUUUUUUUUUUUAAUUAAUUAAUUAAUUUAUUUUUUGACAGGCAGAGUGGACAGUGUGAGAGAGAGACAGAGAGAAAGGUCUUCCUUUUGCCGUUGGUUCACCCUCCAAUGGCCGCCGCGGCCAGCGCACUGCAGCCGGUGCACCGCGCUGAUCCGAUGGCAGGAGCCAGGUACUUCUCCUGGUCUCCCAUGGGGUGCAGGGCCCAAGCACUUGGGCCAUCCUCCACUGCCUUGCCGGGCCACAGCAGAGAGCUGGCCUGGAAGAGAGGCAACCGGGACAGAAUCCGGCUCCCCGACCGGGACUAGAACCUGGUGUGCCGACGCCGCAAGGCGGAGGAUUACUGGCUUCCAUUUUUGAUACCAGCCUCCAGCAGGUGAUACUCCAGGUAGUUGGAUCCCUGCCACCCCUUGGGAGUCUUGGAUGGAGUUCCAGGCCCCUGGCUUUAGCCUGGCCUAGCCACAGCUGUUGUGGAAAUUUGGAGAGUGAACCAGCAAAGGAAACAUGUCUGUCGCUCACUCUACCUUUUAAAUAAAUAAAAAUUAAUGAAUAAACUUUAAAAAGGUAACAGGUGAAAUUAAUUUUAGAAAUAUAUUUUUAUUUAACUCAGAAACAAAAAUACUAUUUCAACAUACAACCCAUAUAACAAUUAUUCAUGCAUCUUUUACAGCCUUUUUUCCAUACCAGACCUUCUAAAUUUGGUCUGCUUUGUACUUAUCAGUGCAUUGAUUUGAGAGUACUCAUGGUUCAAGUGCUAAACAGCCACAUGUGACUAAUGACUGCAGAGCUGAACAUUGUGGAUCCAGAGGGACUGAAUUUGCUCUCAAAGAAAUCAUGUCCUCUGGAGGUGCUGAAGAUGACAUCCCUCAGGGGGAGAGGAAGACAGUUACGGAUUUUUGUUACCUUCUGGAUAAAUCUAAGCAACUGUUCAAUGGCUUAAGAGAUUUGCCACAAUAUGGGCAGAAGCAGUGGCAGUCCUACUUUGGAAGAACUUUUGAUGUCUACACCAAGCUGUGGAAGUUCCAGCAGCAGCAUCGACAAGUCUUGGAUAAUCGGUAUGGCUUGAAGCGGUGGCAAAUAGGGGAAAUUGCUUCCAAGAUUGGGCAGCUAUACUACCAUUAUUACUUACGCACGUCUGAGACCAGCUACCUGAACGAGGCUUUCUCCUUCUACUCUGCCAUCAGACAGAGAUCGUAUUAUUCUCAAGUCAACAAAGAAGACAGGCCAUCUAAAGCAUUCAGACGUAUAGAUCACCUGAAAGCAGUACUGGAUGUCGGUGCUGUAACAGACGUCACAAUACCAGACUCGAUUCAGAGCACAAAGGAGGGCUGGGAGUUACCUCUCUAUGAGAAACAGGGGUCACACAGCCUUCCUAGAAAAGAAACAGCUACACAGCCUGAGCUGGUGGUCAAGAAGCUGCGGUACUACGCGAGGUUUAUCGUGGUUUGUCUUCUUCUCAACAAGAUGGACGUCGUGAAGGAGCUAGUGAAGGAAUUGUCAGAUGAAAUUGAGGAUUAUACUCACCGCUUUAAUACUGAAGAUCAAGUGGAAUGGAACUUGGUGCUUCAAGAAGUGGCAGCUUUCAUUGAGGCAGACCCUGUUAUGGUACUUAACGAUGAUAAUACCAUUGUUAUCACAUCAAAUCGCCUGGCUGAAACAGGAGCGCCAUUGCUGGAGCAAGGCAUGAUUGUGGGACAGUUGUCUCUGGCUGAUGCACUCAUUAUUGGUAAUUGUAAUAAUCAGGUGAAGUUCAGUGAACUGACCGUUGACAUGUUCCGGAUGCUGCAAGCCUUGGAGAGGGAGCCAAUGAAUUUAGCUUCCCAGAUGAAUAAACCAGGAAUGCAGGAAUCAGGUGACAAGCCUACCAGACGAGAAAAUCCUCACAAGUAUCUCCUUUACAAACCAACCUUCAGCCAGCUGUACACGUUCUUAGCAGCAUCUUUUAAGGAGCUGCCUGCCAACAGCGUGCUUCUGAUUUACCUGUCAGCCACUGGCGUUUUCCCCACAGGUCGUUCUGAUAGUGAAGGUCCUUACGAUUUUGGAGGUGUGCUUACUAACAGUAACCGCGAUAUUAUAAAUGGAGAUGCUAUCCACAAACGGAAUCAACCACACAAGGAGAUGCACUGCCUUCAUCCUGGAGAUCUGUAUCCGUUCACCAGGAAGCCCCUGUUCAUCAUUGUGGAUUCGUCCAAUAGCGUUGCCUACAAGAACUUCACAAACUUGUUUGGACAGCCCCUAGUGUGCUUGCUUUCUCCUACAGCAUAUCCAAAAGCUUUACAAGAUCAAUCUCAACGAGGUAGCCUCUUCACUCUCUUUUUGAACAAUCCUCUAAUGGCCUUCCUAUUUGUCUCUGGAUUGUCAAGCAUGCGUAGAGGCCUGUGGGAAAAGUGUCAAGAAUAUCUUCGAAAAAUCAACCGCGAUAUUGCACAGCUACUGACACAUUCACGUUCAAUAGAUCAGGCAUUCCUCCAGUUUUUUGGAGAUGAAUUUCUUCGCUUGCUUCUCACAAGAUUUAUCUUUUGUUCAGCUACCAUGCGGAUGCACAAGAUUUUUCGGGAAACACGAAAUUACCCCGAAUCAUAUCCACAACUGCCAAGAGACGAAACAGUGGAGAACCCUCACCUGCAGAAGCACAUUUUGGAAUUGGCAUCCAUUCUGGAUGUUCGAAACGUGUUCUUUGAGAAUACCAUAGAGGACUAUUAAACCCUCUUGUUGAAACAGUUUCUCAUUUUCCACAGAUUUUAAAUGGUGCAGUUUUCUAAUGUGAUGACAGACACAUAGUGGUGUUACUUAGUUUUUAUUUUUUAAUUUAGGACCACCGUUUUAAAAAAGAAACUGAAAAGAAAAAUAUUCAAACUUUUAGGGUAACUGUUUUAAAAUGCAAUCUUUCAGAUCUUUUAAAAAAGUCAAUCUUGGAAUUUUUAUUUUUCAGUUUUGAGGUAUGGGUAUUUACCUCCAACAUCUAACCCUACACUCCAGUAGUCACUAUUCUCAUCAUGAGAAGAGUAAAUCAUUUAUUUUUGUAUAAUGAGGAAAAUCCAGCUCUUACACUUGGACCUUAAAUGUCUGAUUUUGGAAAAUACAAAAUUGUUCGUAGCGAUGCGACGAGCCAGCAUGGACUACCGAAAAUCAAGAACAGAGUCCUGCCAUGGGUUUCCUUUUCAUUCCAAGUUAGUAGGUAGAAAUCUGUGUGAUUCUCGAAGCAUGAUCAAGACAGUUCUUCAAAUUAUUUAAUUCCUUUAAACACUGUCAAAGUUUCAGAAACUGUAGAGGAUUGAUUUGCAUCUGAAAACUAAAUCUUUAAUUGGAGACCUGAGAUGAUAAAUAUUACUUGGAACAUGUGAGCACUGUGUUAUCAUGAAAUUUGCAUAUUUUGUUUUCUUUGUAGUCUUUGCUGGAAAUGGAAAAAACACCAACUUUUAAAUAUUUCGGUCAAAACAUCAGGUUGUUGGUUGCCUACUACAGUGUCUCCACCGUAAACUCUGAGUUUAUGAGAUCAGGUUUAAAGCUGCAUUGAUGCCCGUGGCAAACAGUACAGUUUUUAAUUGUUUUUGCCUAAUUCAAAUUUAUGAGACUUCACAGUCAGGUACAAACUUUAGUUGGGGGUAGCUGUGUGUGACCCUAAACUGUAAGUUGAUUUUGCAUUGACAAUUUGGGAAUAGGAUUUGUUCAAACUCCCUGUAUUUAGAAUUUUAUAUUCGUGCCCUUUUUUUAAUUUAAAAAAUAUAUGAAGAUUUUUACAUUUUUCUUCCCUGUCAUCCCCUUCAUAAUUUCACAGACAACAGCUAUGACAUUUUAGGAUUCUUCCCUAUUUUGAUUGCACAGCAUUCAAGUUGGGAAUUCUAUGUUUCGAAAGGCCUUCCUACCUAAUUUCUGUCUAGGCUCAUAUUCUACCUCUGGUAGUCCCAGGUGCAAUGAGGCGAUUGCUUUUGGUACCCCCUUCCUGUGUCCCUAGGGAAAUGUUCCUGUAAUAUCUUUAACUGACUUUCACUUCUGGCAUGGAGGAUAAUUUGAGUCUAAGUUAUUCCCAUACCAGCUCCAUUUUGCUGGUUUUUCCAUUGAGGCCUUGAGAAAAUUUCUUGGAUUUGGGGUCUUUGACGUGUUAUAUUUCCUUUUUAAAAAUAUUUUUGUUGGUUCUUUCAAACAGUGUUUCAGAAAACUCGAGCAGGGUUACCCUGGAAAGAGGUUUCCAUUGCUGGUGGGUUUUCCUGUUCAGAUAGAUUGCUUUCCUUUCUUCAGUACCAUACUAAAGCCCGCAGCUCUCCCUUUGUGACAGUGCUUACUGGACGCUAGUGAUAUACUGUCAUGAGUUUUCUGACCUCUGUGUGAAGUUCCCUGAGGUUCUAUGCUAGUGAAGUCCAGCCAACAUAUAUAUUCCUGUUCUCUGAUGUUUACCACAGUAUUUACUGUCCUGGUCUUUAUUCCCACCUGCUAAGCAUAAGGAACACUCGUCUGAGGACUGGGAGCUGUGUGUUGGAUUCCGGCUUUCCUGGUCACAGUGUCUUCAUUUCUUUUCUCUUCAGCACUCUCAACUGUGAAUGAAGGGUUGGUCCAGGGUCCUCUCCAACUCAGUAAUUCUACAAUUUGAACUCUUGGUUCCAAAAAUACUGAAAUCCUCACUUCUACAGUGAGGAAAACUGGAUUCCUUGUUUUUAGUAUACACAACAUUUCCAUUUUCAUUUCUAGGUCAUAUUUACCUAGAUUUUGUUCAAGAAAAUAUCUGAGUCCCCCUUAGCUGUUUUAGAAACUAGUUCAGAGAGACUCCCUGGAGAAACUAGAGCUUUUAUGAUUAGAAACACAUAUAUCUUAAAAAUCCAACAAGGGUUUGGAUUAUGACAUUGCCCUUCAGUUUAUGUAAAUGCGAUUUUUUUACUGACAGUUAAAAAAAUCUAAAGUAGACUGAAGUGAUCUUGAAUCUUCAAAGAGAGGAAACUGUGCUAGAAAAUUCCUUUUUUUUUUUGCUCUGACAGCCAGAGUGGACAGUGAGAGAGAGAGACAGAGAGAAAGGUCUUCCUUUGCCGUUGGUUCACCCCCCCAAUGGCUGCUGCGGCAAGCACACCGCGCUGAUCCAAAGCCAGGAGCCAGCCAGGUGCUUCUCCUGGUCUCCCAUGGGGUGCAGGGCCCAAGCACUUGGGCCAUCCUCCACUGCACUCCCUGGCCACAGCAGAGAGCUGGCCUGGAAGAGGGGCAACCGGGACAGAAUCCGGCGCCCCGACCGGGACUAGAACCCGGUGUGCCGGCGCCACAGGCGGAGGAUUAGCCUAUUGAGUCUUGGCGUGGCCCUAGAAAAUUCUAAACUAUUGCUUUGCUAAUGCCUUCAAAUGUAUACUGAGCAACCACUUUACUCCAGAUUCCCUUCUGGACAAGUCUGUGUUAGAAGAUGGUUAGUAGACCAGAAGACAUUUGGAGCAUGCUGAGGGGUCUCUUGUUUUUUAGAGAACAACUCUUUAAAAGAGUGAUCCGGAUCAACCUCAGUGGAACUUCACAUCUGCACACUUUGUGUUUCUUUGUCUUGUCUUUUUUUUUUUUCCCUUUACUUUGAUCAUGGAGGUUUUAAACACACAUAGAGUUUAAUGACCCCUUGUAGUAUCCUUUAUCCAGCUUCUACAUUUUAAGGUUUUAUUUUAAUCAAGGAAGGAGAAAUGUAAAUGGACAGUCAUUCAAUGGGCUCAACAUGACAAUGGCAAAGAAUCUAUUGUUUUAAGGGCAUAGGCCUCUCCUGUAUAAAUAUAAAAAUUUUAAGCCCUGUUUAUUUAAUUUUAUAAUUCACAAAAAUUUAAGUAUUGGAACUAAGAACAGAGCAAAGCAAUGGGAAAGAGUGCUGCUUUGCUUUCAAAUUGCUCAAACUCUGCCUGGAGAUUCUGAUCUAGUCUCUGGUUUCCCUUCAGAAUAUAGAAUACAUGCAAUUCCAAGAAGUCAGUUACGUACAGAAGGAAAGGAAGCACAAUGUAAUUUUUCUUUAUCUGUGUAUUUCUGAAGUCAGUAAAGUGACUAUCCUUCCUGAUACUGAGGAGAAACUCAAUCCAAAAUGUCGCUGUUACUCUGAUAGAGGUAGAACUAAAACUCAAAUCCCAUCGCAGUCCAGUCUGCAAGUAGCUCGGACAGCUUGCUCCCUGUAACAAACGAGAAGGAACUGGAGAUUUAUAAGUUGGCAUAAAAAGCUGUGGUUUGGUUUGGGUUGCCACUCAGGCCUUGAAGGUUUUAAAUUAUAAAAAAUCCAGUUACUUUUGUCUUUGAGUGUGUAUACGUGUUUUCCUCCUAGAAAGGUGCUCUCAAAACUUCUCAAAGCACAGAAUUUAUCAUACCCUUUAUGUUUUUACCAAAUUGAAAUGUUUCGAGAUAACAGAAGCAGAAUAGAUGGUAAUUGUACCGAAUUUAGUUGAGACAAAGGGAAAAGUGACAAAUCCUAUUUAUAUAUCAGUUUUGGAGUUUCUCUAGCAUUCUUCAAGUUUAAUCUCUGACCUGUGAUUCAGUAACUGUGUAAAAAAGCAGUUUGGACCCAGUUGAAAAGUCUCAUGCUUAGUUAUCCACGGAGAGUUAUAAUCAGCCUGAUAUCCAGAUCAUUCUUGACUGUAAGUGCAGUAAGGUGCCAAGAUAUGCAAACUUGGCCCCUACCAAUGAUUCAGAACCACCUCCCCACCCUCUGAGAGAUAUGAUGCAGAUAUGAAUGCUUUGAGCCUCUUAGUGAUAUUUUGGUUGUUCUGGUUCUUGUGUGUUUCGAGAGUACAAAGGGUAUUGACAUUGAGGACUCUUACUGAGUUUAUUUAUUUGAAAUUCUUGUUUUAUUUGCAAUGGCAUGUGUAUAUUUUUGUGAUGCUAAAUGCAAUCUAUGUGUAUACUUUUUGUAUAUGUGUACAUACGUGUAAAUAUCUUGGUAUGCAAUGAUACAGUAUGUGUAUAUUAUAUACCCAUACCCAUUGUGGGCUGAAUUUAUUUAAGUUCUGUGAGGACAUCCUAGUGGCAUUGUUCAUGCUGCUGUAAUUAGGUUGUGGUUGUAUCUCAUUCACAAGCUUCUAUUUUGAGGGGCUUGUGUUGGGAUAAAUGGGCUAAUUUGGAGUUGAAAUUAGGAUAUGAAGAUCUUAACAGAAAGCUGGACAUUCUUAGCUUUAAACCCUUCUGCAAAUUUAAACUGAUGAUAAAUUCAUGAUAUAAACAUGAAAUGCCUAAGUAUGUGAAACUGAGACACCAGCAGGUUCUUUAGGUGUGUUAGUUCUUUAUUUUCUUGACGCACAUUUGAGUACUGUUACUGAAUGGGAAAUUAUAUUGUUACUUAAUCAAGGGACUUUGGGAAAACUCACUUGACUCACAUUUAAAAUAGGAAAUUGUUCUUUAAGGGGGCAAAAUAUAUUCCUAGUUAUCAUUUCAAUACCUGAUACUGAACUUUAAUUUUGGAACUUUUUUUUUUAUCACUGUGCCUCGUUGUGUACGUGUCUCUGUGAGGCAGUGAAAGGGGCAUGAGCUAAGGGAAGGCCCGUCCUCGGUGGGAUGGGGUUCAGCGAGGAGCGGGACGUUGUUAAUCCGUGUGUCUGCAGCAGCUGUCGGCAUUUCCAGCUACAGACUUUUCUUACUGGAACGGCAUGCCCAAGAUGAGUGUGCUCAUCUGAGAAGGCGCUCCAGGUGAAUCAGAUGCCUCCAGUCGUUUUGCUCUGUCUCUGUGAGACCACUUGUGUUCUACCAUUUUAUGAUACAUUCACACAUAGAGUUCUCAAUAUUAGGAUGGUAUGCUAUCAAAAUCCGGGCCUUCAGAUGUUUACCAAGGAUGAUAGGUUUGGGGAGGAUAUGUGCAGUGCCAACCUGUGAAUCUAUGGAAUACUGCAGAGUAUCAGUGUUCAUUUACUCCUGUCUGUCUUCAACUGACAUGUUUGCAUAAAGUGAGUGUUAAGAGAUGUAUUCGGGUACAUAGUAAACGCUCACUGGAGAAAUUAAGGUUAUUUUUUCAUGACAAAAUGCAACUUGCAAAGCAACUUUUUGCCCUACUCUUCAGAAGACUAAGUCUAUUUGAUUCAACAUUUAAAAAUGAUCCUACAGAGGGAAAUUAGUUCAGGAGUCGGUUUUAAAUGGUACAUUUCCUCUUCUUAGUCUACUAUUGGCAAUUCAAUUAUGGUAUUAAAUUUAAAAUUACAGCCUUUUUCUUGAGAAGUCAGUGAAAAUGUCCAUAGGGUCUGAUACUCUGUUGUUUUAUAACUUUUUUUUUUUUUGCAAUUGGAGAGAACAGAUACGAGGCUACUUAAAAUUCAGGGAAUUGACUCACGCUCAGUGUGGGCACUAAUUUGAAAACAUCAGCAAUGAAAAAAAUGCCAAAAGACUGUAUUGUGACUACAGCCUCUGAUUCUAACUGUGGGAAGUCAGUAACUGCAGCUGAGUAAGAAAUGAAUUACUUAGAAAAGCAGCCCUUUCCCCCAUUCUCCCAUUCUCCCACACUGAUACUCUGUGUGGUACUUCUGAGAUUCUGCGACCACUCACAUUAAAAAUGGUAAACAAAUGAUCUUCCUCAAACUAGAGUUUCAAAACAAUGUUCCACUAUCUUCCAGUUUCAAGUUUUUAACCACAAAGACUCACGUAAGCAUGCCUUGUAUUUAAGGACAAAUAACUGAUGUGUGAAAGCAAUCAAUCACCUGUUGACAGUAAAGGUGCCAGCAGAUAGAGGGGAAAAUGCGCUUAAUUAGGUAAAGGUAAAUGUGUGAAGUAUAAUUUGUUGGUGCCAUAGAAAUAUUUUCUUUAGAAUCUUGUAAAUACAAAAUGUUUUCUUAAUCUAAAAUUGGUACUUUUCACUUACUAGUUUGGUGUAAUACUGACUUUUGAGAAGAAUUCCAUUUUUACAUAACAUUGUUACUUUACCACUGAUGGAAGCACCAUUUCUUAAUUUAUAAUAUCUUUGUUAAUUUCUUUUGUGGUUUUUAAAAUUUUUAGUUAUCAGACUGCUCUAAGCAGGGUGAUUUUUAACAACAUUUGAACAGUAGAUUCAGAGUUUUUAAAUAGUUUGAAGUACAGUGUAAUAUAUACCACAGAUUCACUUAAAUCAUUAACCCUGAAUUUGAUCUUAGAACACACUAUGUAUUGGGAGUAUUCUUCCUGUUUUGGUAGAUACACCGUCUAUAUCCUAAGACAAUCAUCUUUUUAAGUAUAACAUUAUUUACUGAUAAUUUCAGAUUUUUACUUUUCUCAUUGGCUUACAGAAUGACAGUCAAUAGAGCGAGUUUGUAUCACUCUGCGUGAGGUAAGGAAUUAUGGCUAGCCUUCUAGUAGGUCUGCAGUGAUGCAUAUUUAAAUUUUGAUGUUAAAUCAUAAUAUAUCUUGAAGCUUUUAUUAUGAAUGUCCACCUGUCCAUGAUUGAACAUUGAGAUUUAUAAACAUUAAAAUUCAAAUCAUAAGUAUUCUCAAAUUUCAAAUCAGUAUGAAUAGCCAUUUUAAAAUAUGGAAUGAUAUGUAAUCCCAAGUACUUCCAAACCAUAGAGAAAAUAACUAUCUUUUUUUUUUCAAAAUUUUAUUCCCACCCUCCUUUGUAUGCUACUAAUUUUUUUCUAAAUUAAAAGUAUGUAGUGUGAUAUAUUGAAAAUCUGCAGGAAAAAAGGCUUAAAGUGCUGUGGAACAAUAAGAAUUUUUAUUACUAUUUCCUGAAAUUUUUGGUGGUUUUAAUACUGUCAUCAUUAAAAUCACCUUCCAAGUGUAAACUUACAACUUGAGUCUUGUGGCUUCUCAAGAGUUACCUGGAAACACUUUUUGCCACAUAGACCUUGUGGCUAGUUAAUCCAACUGUCUUUUGUUUUUAAUAAACCUUGCUGUUCAACUAUCAGAGUCUUAUAUUUUUCAGGGUUCUUCCAGUUGAGAUAGAAAGAUGUUAGAUAAUAGAGAAGGCAGAUACAAUGUCCUAACAUAUUCAUAGUAGAUUUUACAAGUGAAGAAAUUUUUACAAAUAGUCUCUUCAUUGCAUAGCACCAGUAUAAAAUAGGGGUUAUAUUAGACAUGGAAUCAGAUGAAGCAGUUAUAAAUCACUUUUUACUUUGCUGUAAAGGUUGUUCGUCACCUCAGGCCAUGCAUUUUUUUCCCCUCAUAAAGUUGAGUAUCAUUCAUAUUACUCAAACUAUCACUAAAGGUUAAGUUAAUCAAAUAGGAGUUAAAAGAAGUUAUGUUUGAUCUUUUUCCCCUGAAAACUGUCUACAAUUUUGAAGCUAUUAUCUACAUUAUGAGUAUCAGGUAGAAAUGCACUUGUUUAAAUCACAGCAAACACUAUAUUUGAAGGACCUAAUUACUUGAUUUUCUAGUGGUGUGAAAUACUAUUUAAAACAGUUGUGCUUGUCUGUAACUGAAAUGUUAUAGAAUCGUUAGCACUGUAGGGAUUAGAGUUCCAUUAGCGCUCCUCCAGAGACUGAAGCACAAUAAUGUCCAUGUCACACUUCUUAUCCAAGUGCUGCUAAUCUGUCAUGCCGAUAACGAAGCUAUUUGGUUGCCUCUCUAGAUGUUCACAAAUCAGUGUAAUCCUUGAGACCUAGUCUUUGUUGUUCAUUUGUAUUGAAAUGUGGAUAUUGUGGGUGAUAAUUUUAGAACCAAAUUCAUUAGCUCAGCUCUUCUUAAGACAGCAAACCGUUUGGAUGUUUUUAUGUUACCAGAAUAAAUUCUGAAGGCGUUAUUUACUACCAGUGACUAAGGGGGAAAGUCAAUACUGUCAAUAUCAAUUGCCUUGAACAUUUGUGGUAUUGUAAACGUUCUUGUCUGUUGUUUCUAAAUCGCUUAAGCCAUACAUUCUCUUAAAUAGGGAUUGUUUUGUUUUGUUCCUUUCCAGCAGCCUUUUUCUGCAUUGUCUGUUACGGUUAAUACUUCAUAGGUUUUAGAAAUUGAAAAGUUCUCGCGAGAUUUUAUUUUCUUGAGCUCAUCACACUUGACUCUUGUAUGAUACGUGAUUUGUCAUAAAAGAUAGCAAGCCUUUCACUACUUCACUGAGUAAACACUGUGAUUCUGCAGAGCGGAUUCAGUGGGCUUUCUAGUAUUUUCUUCUGUUAUACGGUGCCCACCACCUUAGGGCACUAAAAUACUAGCGGAUGGAAAGUUAAACACUAUUGUUUUGAUGUUUAUGAAUAAUAAGAUUACAGAGUAUUCGAUUUUUGUUGUCAGUAUAUUAAAGCAAUUUUUGCAUUGAUAAAUGUUCUCUAGGAAUGUGACUGCAUACAUCAGGUGUGAACUCUUGUAAAUGAAUUUUGUAUCUUGAUCCACAUAUAUAUUAAGUGUAUCAUCAAUAUAAAAAUAAACAUUAUUUGCUUAAA
Molecule: messenger RNA, 14504 nt
Organism: Oryctolagus cuniculus (rabbit)
Lineage: Eukaryota; Metazoa; Chordata; Mammalia; Lagomorpha; Leporidae
Source: RefSeq, a predicted model, not a curated record